Messenger RNA from Labeo rohita (rohu), 962 nucleotides. Its product is annotated as P2X purinoceptor 7. The transcript is spliced from 2 exons. The record is from RefSeq and is a predicted model, not a curated record. Bases 238 to 852 code for a protein of 204 amino acids. NCBI's taxonomy places the organism in Eukaryota, Metazoa, Chordata, Actinopteri, Cypriniformes, Cyprinidae.
CCAAGGGCCCUGGCAUUUAAAACGAGACAUUGAGAACUCAGAAUAACCACCGGUAGUUUAUUUACAAGAAGACUUAUACAAACAGUACCUGCAAGAAAAUGACGGGCCGCCGCCAUCUUCAAUGUAGUCACGAUAAGUUGAGUGUCGAGCAGGAACGAAACUACAACCUGAUAAGUCACGUGAGUCCUCGCGUUUGUUUUGGACUGGAGUUAGUGCAGACAGUUGGCAAUUGCAAGGAUGUCGGACGAUGAAGCUACUGAGUUUUAUGAAGACGAGGAUGAAACAUUUGAGUUUGAUGGGCGUCCUUAUUUAUUUGAGCCUGAAUAUACGGAGGAAGAGCUGCGUGAGCGCCGUGAAAGGAGAGAGAUUGAGAGACAGCGUGCGGAGGAAGCAGCUGCAAGCAGAGCCACAACACAGCCUCGUAUCACGGGGAGAUGGUGGUGUUCCUGCCGGUGCUGUGAGAUAAUGCCUACCGACAUGGAGUGUUUUUGUUGCAAAGAGUGGGACCUUUUGCACCGUCGCAGUCAAGAUGCACGCUGCGUGACAUUAGCGGAAGGCUUUUCUUCCCUUCUGGACUUGUGGGUAUUGGAAGCCUUUUUCCAUGUCCCAAAAUUAAACUGGGCACGAAGACCCACGCCGGAGGGACCAGAUGGACAUUUAUCUACUGAACAGUGCAGACUUGUGGCCUACCGGGUUUUCCUCGAAUGGGUGCUUCAAGGAGAGAAACUGGGACCAGGGGAAAGACAAGUUCUGCCAAGCUGUGUGGUUACUGCAAUAAGAAAAAAAUACCCUUCUACCAGUGGAGUAUACAGUGGAUUCCAGGAGGCAGAAGACGCUUCCAGGAUCAUCUAGUUACUAAUUACUAAAAUUUGUUACUUUAUUGAUACUGUUUGUAUUGCAAUGUGAAAGGGUUAUAUAAAUAUUGUUCAUACUUAUUUAAAAUAAAAACAAUAUAAUGUCAA